Paracoccidioides brasiliensis Pb18 is the source of this 1050-nucleotide messenger RNA. RefSeq lists its product as uncharacterized. The record is from RefSeq and is a predicted model, not a curated record. Bases 1 to 1050 code for a protein of 349 amino acids. The transcript has 7 exons. Gene Ontology annotation, molecular function: oxidoreductase activity, acting on NAD(P)H.
AUGAAGGGAAUCAUUUCCGAGAAGGUUGGCGAGCCUUUUAAAAUCGUUGAUAAUCUCGAGGUCCCUGAGCCAUCAUCGGACCAGAUCUUGGUCAAGUCGAUUUACAUGGCUAUUAAUCCAGUUGACGAAUUGAUGAGGACGACGGGAGCCCUCGUUCAAGAAUGGCCGCUGGGUCUUGGGCUCGACGUCGCAGGCAUCGUGGUAAAGGCUGGCGAAAAUGCUGCCUCGUCGUUUAAAGUUGGCGAUCGUGUUUGCGGUUGCUCUCGCUUGGGAUACUUUGGGUACAACGGCGGGCAGGAAUAUUUCCUGAUGGAUGCCAAAGUUACGAUUCCCAAACCGAAAAAUAUUUCUCUAGUGGAAGCUGCUACAAUUGGCGUCGGUGUUGAGACUGCAGGCCUAGGUAUCUUCAACUCUCUCGAUGUCGAGUUGCCCAAGCUGGAAGAUGUCCGCGAAGGGAAAUAUGUACCUCCAAAAAGGGAUGAAUGGGCAGUUGUUCUUGGAGGCUCCAGCAGUGUUGGAAAAUUUGGCCUCCUUGAUGUCUGCGGAUAUAAAGUGAUCGCAUCCUGUUCAGAACAGUCAGUUCCGCUUGUGAAAAGUCAGGGAGCGAGGGCUGUAUUUGACUAUAAAAUGCCAAUUAGAGAUCAAGUCAAAACUGUCCUUGAUAUUACCAAAGGCAGAGUCCACCGAGUCUUUGACGCCGCGGCGACUGGUGAUGCGUUCGCGAAAGAGCUGUUCAAAAAGCUCCCAGCAGGAGGUCCAAAGUUGUUUUCCACGACAAAUGCCUGGAGUAAAAUCACCGACUUUGAAGGGGGGAAAACUACGAUUGUUCAGAUGGGUACAAUUGGAAGACCCAACGGAGAGCAUAUCAACAAGCUUCUUGAAGAGUACAUCCCGGUGUUUGUGGCUUUGUUUGAACAGGAGAAGCUACUUCCUGCUCCCUUUGAUUUGAUCGAACGCGGAGGGUUUGAGGAUGCGCUUGAGGCAUAUCGAUAUCACCAAAAGGGAGCGGGAAGAUCGCACAAGGUAGUGGUCAAGAUUCAGGAAGAGUAG